Molecule: messenger RNA, 2364 nt
Organism: Penicillium macrosclerotiorum
Lineage: Eukaryota; Fungi; Ascomycota; Eurotiomycetes; Eurotiales; Aspergillaceae
Product: Dimethylglycine oxidase
Exons: 3
Coding region: 1-2364 (787 amino acids)
Cellular component (GO): cytoplasm
Molecular function (GO): oxidoreductase activity; protein binding
Source: RefSeq, a predicted model, not a curated record
AUGCCGCAUACCCAACGUGUCGUUAUCAUUGGUGCCGGCAUUGUCGGCACCAACCUUGCGGAUGAGCUGGUCUCACGCGGAUGGAUCAAUAUCACCGUCGUCGAGCAAGGCCCGUUGUACAUGCCCGGUGGCUCGACGUCACACGCCCCGGGUCUCGUGUUCCAGACCACCCCCUCAAAAACGAUGACCAACUUUGCCCGUUACACGAUUGAAAAGCUACAAUCCAUUGAGAAGGAUGGUCAAAACUGCUUCAACCAGGUGGGUGGCCUGGAGGUGGCGACGACCCCGGCACGGCUGGAAGAGCUGAAGCGCAAGCAUGGAUACACUUCGUCGUGGGGAAUUGAUGCUCGUCUUGUGACCGCUGAGGAGUGUCUCAAGCUCUAUCCUCAUCUGAACAAGGAUAUGGUCCUUGGAGGUCUUCAUAUUCCUAGUGACGGCCUUGCGCUCGCCGCCCGUGCAACGCAGUUGCUGAUCGAGCGCACCCGCAAGGCUGGCGUCAAAUACCUGGAAUCAACGCCUGUCACCGGCAUUGAGCGUGCCAAUGGUCGAGUGACUGGUGUGACAACCCCCAGUGGCACGAUCCCGGCAGACAUUAUUGUCUCUUGUGCGGGAUUCUGGGGCGUGGAGAUCGGUGCUAUGGUUGGCGUGCCGGUUCCUUUACUCCCGCUCGCACAUCAAUAUGCCAAAACAACGGCUGUACCCUCACUUGUUGGCCGAGAAAUUAACAACAAUAUCAAUGGAAUGAAUGCAACUCUCCCUAUCCUUCGACACCAGGAUCAGGACCUUUACUACCGUGAACAUGGUGACCAAUACGGCAUUGGUUACUAUGGCCAUCGGCCAAUGCCUGUCAAGGCCUCCUCAUUAGGUCUGACUGCGAAGCAGGUCGACGAGAAGAACAUGCCGUCUCGCCUCGAGUUUACCAAAGAGGACUUUGACCCUGCCUGGAAGGAAACUCAACAGCUUCUGCCCAUGCUGAAGGGAACUGAGAUUGCGGACGGAUUUAAUGGGAUCUUUUCAUUUACUCCCGAUGGAGGCCCCAUAGUUGGCCAAGCCCCUCACUUGGACGGUUUUUGGGUGGCUGAAGCUGUAUGGGUUACCCACUCUGCUGGCGUGGCCCGCGCUGUUGCUGAAGUUCUCACCACUGGCCGUUCACAAAUAGACAUUUCCGAGUGUGAGCUGUCUCGUUUUGAGGAAGUCCAGCUGAACCGCUCCUAUGUCGAUGAAACUUCCGCGCAGAACUUCCUGGGCGGCUGGGAACGUCCAUUCUGGUACGAGGCGAAUCAGGACCUGCUCAAUUACCUGCCACCAAAGUGGAAGCCCUUUGAGCGAGACGCAUGGUCAGCACGAUUCUAUUCUCCCAUCAUUGCAGCUGAAGCUUGGAAGACACGUAAUGCCGUGGCCAUGUUUGAUAUGACCUCUUUCCACAGAUUUGAAGUAUCUGGACCCGGAGCAGUUGAUCUACUCCAACGACUGUGCACUGGGGACGUUAAUACAAAGCCUGGGACUAUCACUUACGCCCUACUUCUGAAUGACCAAGGAGGUAUUCGCAGCGACAUCUUUGUCUCGCGACUCGAAGAAAACAUCUUUCAGAUUGGCGCCAACAGUGCCACAGAUCUGGCCUAUCUUGCCCGCGAAGCCCGCCAUCAAGGACAAUGGGUACAAGUGCGGGAGAUUACUGGCAGCACCUGUUGCAUGGGUCUUUGGGGGCCCCGUGCGAGAGAUGUCAUCAGCGACAUCACUACCGAUGAUUUCUCCAAUAAGGGGCUUCCUUAUUUCAGCGUGAAACAAGCAAUCAUCAAUGGUAUUCCGGUGACUGCAUUCCGGAAGUCCUAUGUUGGCUGGCAAGAUCCACGGGCUGAUCGCCGCCGGCCGGGGGCAUUCAAUGCUCUACGACUGGAGAAGGGAUACCGAACGUACGGAGCUGAUAUGAAUACCGAGCACAAUCCAUACGAAGCUGGCGUGGCAAGUGCCGUACGGGCAAGCAAGUGGGAGGAUUACGUCGGGAAAACUGCACUUGAGCGUCUCGUCGACUCCAAGAAGAAGCCUGUGCGGCGUCUGCGCUGUCUCACGGUUGAUGACGGUCGCUCUAUGAUUCUGGGCAAAGAGCCUGUUUUCGUCAAUGGAAAGGCUGCUGGAUACAUAACCAGUGCUGCAUUCGGUUACACCGUUAGAAAACCAAUCGCCUAUGCCUGGCUCCCCGGGACUGUUAGUGAAGGCACUGGCGUUGAGAUCGAAUACUUCGGACGUCGGGUCAAGGCCACCGUCACGGCCGAACCACUGUAUGAUCCAGAGAACAAGCGACUGCUUGCCGAUGGGCUGUUUGUCGAUCCAGAGCUUCAGCAUCCUCUCAAGUCUCGCCUGUAA